Bactrocera oleae (olive fruit fly) is the source of this 2613-nucleotide messenger RNA. RefSeq lists its product as uncharacterized. Lineage: Eukaryota; Metazoa; Arthropoda; Insecta; Diptera; Tephritidae. The record is from RefSeq and is a predicted model, not a curated record.
GUCAUAACAAUGUAAGCUGCGUGCAUUUUGUUUUGAGCGUUGCCGAGGUGCAGACGCGCGAAUUUUCAAUUAACAAGCAAAUCAAAUAAACGCAGAAAAAUACGUUUUAUUUGAAGUCAUUUGCAUUUUAAACGAAGCCGCCAGAAUGGAAAGUGAAAACGCGCAUGCGCGACCUGUAUUAAGUGCAAAUGCAAGGAAUGCUCGCUAUUUAAGUAGAACUGUGUCAAAUAAACACUCAAUAAAGUGGAGCUCGUUCAAUAAUCGUUGGCUGCUGGCACUGCCAACAUUAUUGCGCUUGGCAUGCACUUUAUUGGCGCUAAAUAGCUGUUAUACGCACACACUGCCAUUGCUUGUGCAAGCUGCGCCCAGUCUCGCUGGGCAUAAUUCGGAUUUGCGCACAAAUGGCACGCAUAGCAUUGAACGCGCUUGGCCAGCUAAUCUGCAACACAUCGAUAUUUGGAGCGCAAUCGAGCUGUCGAGCACCGCAGCUGCGCAGGCGGCUGAGGAGCAGCCGGAAGUGCAGGCAUUGCAGACUAUUGAGAACUUUCAAUAUGCAGGUAUGGAUUUUGAUGCGUCUCACGAGCUCACAUCCGGUGGCCUUAACCGUACACAAGUGGAGCAGCAAGUAGAAAGCAAGCCAAAGCGUGUCGGCGAUACGAUUGAAAAACAUUUGGAAAGCAAAGACACACUGGACCUGCCAAGCAAACGCCAAAAUCGCGUGAUUCACUUGUUUCCUGUGCCUGUGGACGGCGAGUGUCUCUCCGAUGAUGGCCGCCGCAUCGGCAAUUGCUUCAACAUAUACGAAUGCCGCGCCAAAGGUGGAAUCGCGAAGGGUGAUUGUGCAAUGGGCUUUGGCGUAUGUUGCAUUAUCAUCGCCAGUUGCAACACAACCAUUAGCAGCAACGUCACAUAUUUGGUGUCGCCGCAAUUCCCCAGCUUUAUGCCGAGCAAUUAUAGCGCACCCUGUAACUACAAGAUCAAACUUAUGAGCAAUGAGGUUAGUCAGCUGCGUAUAGACUUCUAUCACUUUUCAAUGGGCCAACCGAAUCGACGAACUGGCGACUGCGACGGUGACGUGUUUGCAGUUAAUGGCGGUCCAAGUGGCGCGCUGUCUUUGUGUGGACAAAACAGUGGGCAGCACAUUUAUUAUGAAGUGGGUGGCGCUGCUGCUCCUCGACAAACUCUCUAUGGCAACCUGCGUCCACUCACCUUCAGUCAGCUCUAUCCGAAUAGCAGCGACGGUGCCAUGCCGAUUAUUGAGAUCGCCAUGAAUUUUACGCAACGCUUCCAACCUAUACGUCUCUGGGAGAUACGCAUUGCUCAAAUCCCCUUCAGUCAACGGGCGCCGGUCGGUUGUUUGCAGUACCACACGGGCACCGAUGGCAUCAUACAGACUUUCAAUUUCGCUGAGAACGGUCGUCACUUGGCUAACCAGAACUAUCGCAUCUGCAUGCGCCAGGAACAGUUUAUGUGUUCAAUUAUGUACCAGCCGUGUGAUGAGCAAUCAUUUCGCAUUGGCCCAGGCAGCGCUGCGGAACCAGGCAUGCUUAAUAUGGGUGCGCCAGCAUUAAUGAUGGAUCCUAUGUUAGCUGGUGUAAUGACCAGCAUGAUGGGUGGUGGAGGAGCAGCAACAGGCGCUGUAACUAACGACGAUCCAGCUAUGGAUGCCAUGCCUACAAUGCAGUCUACAGUACUUGCCGACGAUCCCAAUAUGUUGCAAAUGAUGGACGCUGCAACAACAAUAGCUGCAAUGAUGUCGAGCGCUGCAUCGUCAGAGGCCACCACAACUACUACCGCCGCGUUAAUGGAUGCCAGCACAACCGCGACGGACAGCAGCGCCGCCACUAUGCCAACAGAGGCGGCGAGUAGUAGCGCGGCACCACCAGGCAGUACAGAAGUUACAUCCGCCGCUCCAGCUGCAUCCGAAAUGCCUGCUGCUACAUCGGAAACACCGGCCAGCAGCAGUAGCGCCACUACAUUAGACACGCGUAGCAGCACCACUCCGGCUACGACUUCUUCUACAACGCUCAGUGAUGACAUUGCAGAUGAAGGCUCCGGUGGAGGUGAUACCGACUCGAUUGCUGGCGCCCCAACGCGUCGACCUGGACCUGUGCGUGGAGGCUUCGAUUUGUUCGGUUUCCUGCGCAGCGCAUUCGAUUUCCACAGCUUUCGACGCAAUAGCCGGCAGUUGGGUGAGAAGAGCCCAAACAGCAGAGGUAGUGUGAGACCAGUGACGAGCGCGCGUCAGCUAUAUUCGCGUUGUACAGAUCGGCUGACCAUGCCUUGUAUUGUUGAAGACUUCAUAGGCAUGGGUCCGCUGGGCUCAUCGACAUUGCCCGGUUGCGAACCGGUGCAUUGCGGCUCACAAUUCUGCUCCAGUGGCGUGUGGCCAUGUCGCAUCGAAUCAACCGUGACGCCCUUCUAUAUAGGCGUGCAUUUCGGCAGCGGUUUAGGCAAGGGUAGCGCGGAGGAUAACAUUGGCGCUUGUCUGCGCUAUCAGCAGGUGGAAUGCAUGUGAUGACGCCGUUAGAGGAGCAUUUUUUUGUAGAUAAAUUUUUAUUGUUUAUAACUGUGUGUUUGAGUGUGUAUUAUAUUGAAAUACGUGUAGUCAAU